CUUUCUUUCUUUUUGCAGAUCCUACAAGCUUAAAAAGCCACCGUUAGAACCGAACAUGCGCCCAAUCAAAAUGCCGCUGACGGCGUUGAGCUACGUGGCCGUGGUCCUCUGUUUGGCCUGUACCGCGUACGGAAGCGACCCGUCAGACCUGGCCAGUAAUGCCGACGCCGGUGACGGAAGCCGACCGGUAGGAGGACAGCGGGAGAUCUCGCCGGCCACCUUUCAGCACCUGUUGGCAGUCCGCUCGCCGAAGUACAACUUUGGCCUCGGCAAGCGGAAAUACAUCAUCGAAGAUGUGCCCGGAAAGAAACGGCUGCCUCAGUACAACUUUGGCUUAGGCAAGCGAGGGAGUUUCAAUCUGUUCGACUACGAAGAGGAACCUAGCUGGAAUAAUUUGGACUAUGCCGGACUGGUUGAGCGAGAACUCCAGGAGUAUGCCGAUGCCGAUAGCGAUAGAUCGACGGAGAAGCGAAUGACUGGUGGCCAACGGUAUCACUUCGGUUUAGGCAAACGGGCUCGGUUUGAUUUUGGACUCGGGAAGCGCGGAGAUGGAGAGAAACGGAUCCCGGACCGAUAUAAUUUCGGACUGGGUCGCCGUUAGGCUUUCAACAUACACACCAAUGCGGCGAAUUAAAUCCACUGGACCAUUCUCAAUGUAUAUUCUUGGAACUCUUCUUGACCACCCGUUAGCAAAUAAAUGACCUGCAUUCAAUGUUACCAUUGGGGAAAAUAUACCAUGCAGAUGAACAACAACGAUCGCAAACGUUUGCGAGCAUGACACUAUUUUAUCGAACGCAGAGGAGUGACUGUUGCGCCAAAUAACCGUCAUACACGGUCGAACAACGCAGAAAUAUGUCCCCGGCCCAUCCUUCCAAUUUUGACCAUCUCUUAUGAUUUUUGAGAAGAAAAAACUUCAUCGCACCAAAUGAAAGCCCCCUCUAAUUAUAAGUUUGUAUCCUUGGGGAAGAAAUAAGCAAAAUACUUUCUAAUCGAAUCAUAUGUAUUUUAACUGUCUUAUUACAUAAAUGCUGUCAACGUGCAAGAAUCUUAUUAAUAUCGAUUUAAUUGUUAUAAACCAACCAGAAGACGUGUGGAAAUGUGCCAAAAAAAACCAGAAACAAAAAUUAAACAUGUAAAUCAAAUCAAACUUAUCAGUAUUAUCAUAAUAGUGUAGAGCCAUUUCGAAAAUCAAACAGCUAAGACCCAAAGUCGAUUGCUUAUGCAACUUAAAUCAUUCAAGCUAUUGAUGUGCCGCAUCCAAGCCCGCGGAGAAGAUGCGACAAAUAACAUAACUUUCCAAGAACUCAGAGAGUCAACUAAAAGCUACUUUUAUUGAAAAUCUUAUCUUUUAAAUUGUUGCAAAAAAAAACAAAGAAUGCAAUGAGAGAGCCCUGAACUGUAAAUAACCGGUAGAUUAAAUUGCAAAGUGAAACACUACCCAGGCACGAAUUGACUAUCAGAUUGUUCAGUACUUUCGACGUUAGACGGGAGAGAGUGAACUUCGAUAGUUCCUGUUGUAGCUGUCGAAUUGUAAAUUUAUUCCAAUAAAUCACAUGCUUCUACUUCAUCGUUCAUUCUUUUCGUUAAUUUUCUGCUGAAUACACAAGAGCGUGUGAUGAAUGAGAUGAAAUUGCUUGGAAAAUAUGUCAUUAUCAAAAA
This is a messenger RNA of Uranotaenia lowii, 1659 nucleotides long. RefSeq names its product allatostatin-A. Gene Ontology annotation, molecular function: neuropeptide hormone activity. Bases 56 to 601 code for a protein of 181 amino acids. The transcript is spliced from 3 exons. NCBI's taxonomy places the organism in Eukaryota, Metazoa, Arthropoda, Insecta, Diptera, Culicidae. The record is from RefSeq and is a predicted model, not a curated record.